Chironomus riparius is the source of this 321-nucleotide messenger RNA. The record is from the annotation of a GenBank genome assembly. NCBI's taxonomy places the organism in Eukaryota, Metazoa, Arthropoda, Insecta, Diptera, Chironomidae.
AUGCUCCAUAAAGCAACUUUGCUUAUUUUAAUCGUAAUCAUAUACAAGUGCCAGCAAGCUCCAAGUCCAGAUGCAGUAAUGAGUGGACGUGAUUCUCAUGUGUAUUCAAGUCCUCCGAUUACUAGCUUUGGAGCCAAUAAUUCCGUGUGCAACUUACCGAAAUUUCCAGGAUCAUGUCGAAGUAUGAUGCCAAGGUUCUACUAUGACAUAGAUCAGAAAAAAUGCUUAGUAUUCACUUACGGUGGAUGCAGUGCCAAUGGAAAUAACUUUGAAACUUUAGCAAAAUGUAAUGAAGUUUGUGGUGGACUUGCAAGGACUUGA